AUGGGGUGCAAAAGUAAAGUCGAAUUAAAUGUUUGUCAAGUUACUUUCUUAAUAUCUCUUUGUUCUAUUGCUGUUAUUCUUGCUGUUUUCGGUUGGUUUCGUGGAAUUGAUAUAGGAGAUUAUGAAGCAUCAUCAGCUUCAUCGAAAAGUCAUAAUACAGUCGCGUCAGUUGUUCAUGCUCCCCUACGAGCAAUGCCACAUGCCGAUGACAUCGGUUCACCUCCUCUAUUAAAUAAUGCACAUUCCUAUGUUCAAUGGACAUUUCUACAAAUGAAUGAUGUUUACGAACUAAAACCACUAGGUGGUGGUACCAAAGGUGGUAUGGCUCGUGUAGCAACAAUAAGAAAAUUACUUCUUCAAGAAAAUCCAAACACAAUUACUGUUGUAUCGGGCGAUGUUGUUAGUCCAUCUGCAUUAGGUAAUAGUGUUGUUAACGGAUCGAUGUUAAGUGGACGGCAAAUGAUUGGUACAUUAAACGUUCUUGGUCUUAAUUAUGCUACAUUAGGAAAUCAUGAAUUUGAUUUAAAAGAAAUAUCAUUACGACGUCGUUUAGAUGAAUCAAAAUUCGAAUGGAUAGGAUCAAAUGUUUAUGAGCUGAAUACAACGAAACCAUUUCAUAAUAUAGCACCAUAUAAAAUUCUAACAAUCGCAAAUGUUAAAAUACUUCUUAUUGGUUUAACUAUAGAUGAUAAUCUUGGACCAUCAUCAGCUCCAGCUUAUGUUCAUAUAACAUCACAACGAACAUUACCACACUUUACCACACAAUAUAUAAAACAUCUUCGUGAUGAAUUAAAAUUACAAUGGGAUAUACUUAUUGCGUUAACGCAUCUUAAUCUACAAAAUGAUAUUGAUAUAAUAGAACAAAAUCCAGAUAUUCAUGUACUACUAGGUGGACAUGAACAUGAAAACUAUUAUUUAAAACGUGGAUCAAAGUAUACUCCUAUAUAUAAAGCAGAUGGUAAUGCAUUUUCAGUAUUCAUUCAUCGUUUCGCCUAUCAACCAACAACAAAACAAUUAUUAAUCUAUUCUAAACUUGCACAAGUAUCAGAAAAAUUUUCUGAGGAACCCCACACAGCUGAAAUUGCUGAUUAUUACUAUCAAGCCGGUUUACAAGCAUAUCGAGAUCAAGGUUAUAUACCUGAACGUGAAGUAUGUACUUUACCAUCUGGCUUUAAUUUAGAUGGUCGCUCAGCAAUAAUACGUUCUCAACAAACGUAUUUAACACGAGCAUUAUGUUAUUCUAUGAUGGCUGUAACUAAUACAACAAUAUGCGUAUUUAAUGCAGGUGCUAUUCGUAUUGAUGAUCAAUUAACAGGUACAAUAACUCAAUAUGACAUAUUACGUUGUUUACCAUUUGCAGCAAAUCUUAUCACAAUACAUAUUAAUGGUACAGCACUUAAUAGAGUAUUAAAUCGUGGUUUAAUGAAUAUAAAUAAUGGCAUGUUUAUAUCCUAUGCUGGUUUAGAAUACGAUGCUUCAGCAGAAAAAUGGUAUCUACAAUCGAAUCAUCAAUUAGUUGAUGAUGAAAAUUUACAGAUAACUUUUGUUUCAAUACCUUACUUUUUUCAUAGUACAGAUUUAAAACAUUCAUCAACACAUUUGGGUACAUAUACACCAAUUACAAGAGCUUUUAUUGAUUAUCUUGAAAAAACAUAUAAAAAAACGAGACGUCGUUCAUCGUCUUGA
Molecule: messenger RNA, 1686 nt
Organism: Rotaria socialis
Lineage: Eukaryota; Metazoa; Rotifera; Eurotatoria; Philodinida; Philodinidae
Source: the annotation of a GenBank genome assembly